Oncorhynchus mykiss (rainbow trout) is the source of this 3332-nucleotide messenger RNA. RefSeq names its product caspase 6 precursor. Lineage: Eukaryota; Metazoa; Chordata; Actinopteri; Salmoniformes; Salmonidae. Gene Ontology annotation, biological process: apoptotic process; proteolysis; positive regulation of neuron apoptotic process. The record is from RefSeq and is a predicted model, not a curated record. Gene Ontology annotation, molecular function: cysteine-type endopeptidase activity. Gene Ontology annotation, cellular component: cytoplasm.
AGUGUCAUUCUCCAUCAGUGUUUGUUAAGCCGAUACAUUUUACACUUGCGUGUACACAUUGAAAGGAGAGUAGACAGCAACCAUGUCGUGUCCAGUGAAUAAAGACACUAAAGUCACAGGAAGCUUGGAAAAAGACAACAAAACAUCCCAGACGACAGGUCCUAGUGAGAACCUUACAGAAACAGAUGGGUAUUUCUGCAGCAGUUCUUUCUCUAUGGACCCUGCGGAGGAGUACAAGAUGAACCACAAGCGGCGAGGCCUGGCUCUCAUCUUCAACCAGGAGCACUUCUUCUGGCAUCUGAGGAUGCCCCCCCGCAACGGGACCAAUGCUGACCGCUCCAAUCUGGUCAAAAGAUUUGAGGACUUGAACUUUGAAGUGCAGGCCUUUGAUAAUCUGAAGGUGGAGGAAGUUCUGGAUCAAAUCAGUCAGGCGGCUGAGGCCAACCAUGCUGAUGCAGACUGCUUCGUGUGCGUCUUUCUGAGCCACGGAGAGAACGACCACGUCUAUGCUUACGACGACAAGAUCGCUAUCCAGGACAUCACUGCCCUGUUCAAAGGAGACAAGUGUAAGAGCCUGGUGGGCAAGCCCAAGAUCUUCAUACUACAGGCGUGCCGUGGGGACAAGCAUGACGAUCCAGUGACCCCCAUGGACGUGGUGGACAGCGAGGUGAAGACCAACGAGGUGGUGGUGGACGCUGGGGUGGUCUACACCCUCCCUGCUGGCGCUGACUUCAUCAUGUGUUACUCUGUGGCUGAAGGCUACUAUUCCCACCGCGAGACGAUCAACGGCUCCUGGUACAUCCAGGACCUGUGUGGGGCCAUGUGGAAGUUCGGAGAUUCCCUGGAGUUCACGGAGCUCCUGACCCUGGUCAACAGGAAGGUGUCCAUGAGGAGCGUCGGGAAUUGUAACGACAAGACCGCCAUCGGGAAGAAACAGGUCCCCUGCUUCGCGUCCAUGCUCACCAGGAAGCUCUACUUCCGACCCAAGAAGCAGUAAGGUUUCCAUCCACUGGGCAGCUAUUACGUCAUUCCUGAAUCCUGCUGUAGUUGUUUUGAAUGUUUUUUGGGGAGAAAGGUGGUCCUUGACUAUAAUGUCUGGUGGUUCUUUUUGUUAAACGUUUGUCUACAUUAUUUCGAUGUUUGUCUUGAGAACCAUGAAAUACACUUCAUCAAACUGUGCAUAUUCCCUUUAUUCUAAUCUUCUUUCCUAUGAAACCAAAUGGAGAUCAUGUCAUUGGCUGAUGAUUGUGUAUGCAGUGUUAUUUUAACACACAUUCUGUGGUGGCAAAACUGACCUAAAACAAAGCAUGUACUAUACUGGUGAAACCUGCUUGGCUGCUCGGCUUCAGGCUUUCCCUGUUGGUGUUGACAGAGGUCAUGGGAUGUACCUGCAGGGCAGGUAAAAGAGUGACAUGAGAAUGGUAAUUUGAGCAUUAACAUUUCAAAUGACUUUAUUCUCAGUCUGUUUGUGGAUAGCUAUUUGUUAAGAGGGGAUUCUUAGUCAGUAAAGGAUUUUGCAUCACCAGUCCCUUAAGGCCUUUCUCGAGAGAAUACUGCUAAUUCUUAGCAUUGAGUAGUGGGUCCCUGGGCUUGAUUUGUUGAUCUGUGUCAAAUAUACAAAGAAAUGUGCACAUCGUUUGAAGGAGGAAGUGGCUCUGGGGUUAAAUCCCUGCCUCUUGUGCUUUAGUCUACUACACAUUUGCGCAAAUGUCAAAAUGACCAAGAUAAGUGUUAGUUCCUGAAGUGUAUUCAUUGGGAAAUCCCUUAAAAAAAAUAAACACUUAGUAUCUCUCUUGAAAUACAGGCAUCUUCUCGCAUAACCACUGCUGGUUACAGAGAUGUGAACCCCAGGUAUUAACCCUCAUCAGUCCUCCAACCACUACAGUGUCAAUAGAACCACACUUCAGUGACUGGGAUCAAACCCAUAAUCUCACAGGAACAAGCCUUAAAUCUGUGCCACCGAUAGCUUCACACUUCAAAACACAUAUAUUCAUAUGGUUGACAUCGACAACGUACACUAAAUAACAAGAGUAGAGAUUUGAACCCACAACAGCUUGGUUGCAGGGCUGAGAUUUAACCCCAAAUCCUUCACACUUGAAGUGCUUCUCUUUGUAUGUUAGACAUCGACAGUUACAGAAACUGUCAAUCAAGCACAAUAUAUAUGGAUUAAACCCACAACCUCCAACCUAUUAAGCCAGGGACCCACUGUACCCACUGCCCCAUUUGGUCCUCUGUAGUAGACAAGAUGAAAAGACAGACAAUGAUGUGCCUCAAUAUGUUGUCUCCCCACUUGUUCUGUCAAAAGGGAAUUUGUGUUGUUUCUGUUUGUACUUGGUUGUGCUUAGCCUUUACAACUCAAAUGUAGUUUUACAUGUUUUGAAAGUGGCAGGCUAAACGUGAACAAAUUCCAAUGUGGAAAGUACCUCAGGGAGUCAAGUGUCUAAAAGACAUUAAGUAAACACUGCAGGUUUGGUCACAUGACCUAAGGUACUACUCUGACUCAGGAAAAUCAGUCCUAUACAUUGUUUACUGCCACUAUGGUGCCUUUGUUUGGUCAUUCAAAUCAAUGGCCUUUUAAUUAACUAUAAAAAAUAACAGCUUUUUACCAUUGUUCUUUGUUAUUGAGGGUAUUUGACAACUGUGUUCAACUUAAGAUCACUUUAUUGGUCAAUUACACCCCCCCCACAUCCCAUCUGGGCUGGGAUUGGAAACCAUCUGGUUGCUGGCUCGCAUCUCUAACCACUUGGCUACCUGUCGCUCCAAUACUGAACAACUUUAACAGUACCAAUCUUUUUAAAUACCAUUUUUAUACACCACAUGACUACAGGCAUAUUCUUCAGCCAGAAAAUAUGUGCAAGUGUGCAUUAUAUAACUCAGAUAAGACAACUCAGGGUACCAAUCAACCGACCAUCUCAUGUUUAACAAAUAAAUAAUUGUUAGUCACUUGUGAGAUAUUUACUAAAGCAAUGACAAUGCAUGAGGUAUUACUCAUUUGUAUGUGAACCUGAGUGCUGGACACCAAUUCAUGUUUCUAUUUCUGAAUUGUUCAAGAAAAUGAGGACCAUUUUAGUCUCCAUGGGUGAAUAUAAGGAACUUCUGCUUGGUAAGAGUAAUGUACUUUUCUCGUUUUGUGGUCCACCAGGGAAAUGUAUCUCUGACCUUUUGGGAGAUUGGGUUUGCACUAAUAGCAUUUGGAGAGGUGCGUGGGGCUCCUAUUGAGUUAGAAUCUCUCAUUUAUAAAAUGACAGUUGUAAAACUGUUGAAAUAUGUUUGGGGUUUUGAUGAUUGAAACAAAAGUCUGAAUUGAGGUGCAAUAAAAUAUUGAAAUGUAA